Molecule: messenger RNA, 1918 nt
Organism: Chaetomium strumarium
Lineage: Eukaryota; Fungi; Ascomycota; Sordariomycetes; Sordariales; Chaetomiaceae
Exons: 4
Coding region: 399-1532 (377 amino acids)
Biological process (GO): maturation of LSU-rRNA from tricistronic rRNA transcript (SSU-rRNA, 5.8S rRNA, LSU-rRNA)
Cellular component (GO): nucleolus
Molecular function (GO): RNA binding
Source: RefSeq, a predicted model, not a curated record
GGUGGAGACAAGCAGACAAGGCAAAAGCGGUCAAUAACCUGGAAUACCUGUCAGUGGCUCAAAAAGUGCCCCGCCAUUUAGUGAGAUGGAACGCCUACACUCGACACUACCUCCGUACCUCAAAAAGCAUCUUCGUUCGAAGGGAACCGAUGUCGAACAGUUCCAACUAAGGUAGCUUGCUUCCUUUCUUACUGUCCUCAUACCGUCCCUGAGUACUGUGUACCUAUGUAUACUGUGUAGACCCAGGCAUGCCAGGGUCACUGUCGAGUUCCCGUCGCCCUUGGCGCGUGCCGCGUGGGUAUUAGUGGGUGGGGCCUUCAAGUUGGCGUGGGCUCACCGCCCCAGUGCGCGUGGGCAGAAACCAGAAAAUUUCCCCAGCACAGGAACAAUUAUACACAAUGGCGCCAGAGCUUCGCAAGAGGAAGGCAAAGCCUGCUGUCGCAGGGCCCGAGGCCGUCACCAAGAAGGCAAAAGUGGCAAAGGCCACGCCAAAGGUUGAAAAGCGCAAAGCUCCCGAGGAUGCAUCCCCAGUUGCCGUCAAAAAGCAGAAGUCGUUCAAGGAUGUCGCUGCCAACAAGAAGGCCGCUGCCGCGUUGGAAGACAAGGCCGCUCCUAAGAAGUCAGCACUGAAGAAGGAAAAGCAGUCGCCAAAUGCCAAGGCCGCCUCCCAAAAAUCCAAGAAGGUUGCGGAGCCGGAGAAGCAGCAAACUGAGGAGACCCAGUCUGAUAUGGUGGAAGAGGAGGUUGACGACGACACCACGGCGCUCGUUGAGGCUCUCGACAGCAGUGAUGAAGAGGAGCCGGCGAACCAGGUCAGCACGUACAAGGAGGGCCAAGAUGUGGGGAAAAUUCCCAAGGCGAAGAAGUCGACGAAGCCCUCCGGCGGCAGCGAGAAGCCGGGCGUCAUGUACCUGGCAAGGAUUCCCCACGGUUUCUACGAGCACGAACUGCGGUCCUACUUUGGCCAAUUUGGUGAGAUUACAAGGCUCAGGGUUGUGCGGAACAAGAAGACCGGCGCGAGCAAACACCGGGCGUUCAUCGAGUUUGCUGACGCCGAGGUGGCCGAUAUUGCCGCCCGCACAAUGGACAAGUACCUCUUGUUCGGCCAUAUCCUCACCGCUAAAGUCGUCCCGCCAAGCCAGGUACACCCGAACCUGUUCAAGGGCGCCAACCGGCGUUUCAAGGUGGUCCCUUGGAACAAGAUGGCCGGGAGGCAGCUCGAGCGGCCUCUUUCCGAGUCACAGUGGCAAGUCAAAAUCUCCAAGGAGGAGCAACGGCGGGCUGCGAGGGCGGAGAAGCUGAAGGCAAUGGGCUACGAGUUUGAGCCUCCCCAGCUCAAGGCUGCCGAGGCAAAGCCGAUGCUGGAGAACGGUACAGACGAGGCUCCGAAGGCGAUCGAGGCUGCGCCUGCUGCCGAGGAAACCGAGCCGAAGGAAGAGCAGCAAGCUGCCGCGCCGGAAGCGGUGGAGGCUAAGGAAGAGGCAACCCCUCAGAAAAAGAAGGGCAAGAAAGGCAAGAAGACGAAGUCAUGAGAGGGAUCACAGUCUCGAAGCUGCCAUUCGAUACCCACUGUUCUGCAGCGUGCAGAGCCUACAAAUGCAGCGUACUGCGUAUUGUUGAAAUGUACGCACCAAGCGAACCUGACAGACUCUUGGAAUAGUAGAGCUCGCGCCCAGAGAGUUGUCAGGAUUAUAAAGCGCGAAACAGCUAAUUUACUUCUGCCCGCUUGUGAAAAAGCCAGCGGUUUGCCAGUUGCAAUGGCAGAUCCAUUAUCAAAAAUUGGGCGAAGAUGUGUUGUGAAGGGGAAAAUUCAAAACUGGACCAAGAAAUCGAAGUUUAAAUUGCUUGGCUGGUCCGUGGCCUACUCUGAUUAUGUAAUCCUUUGAUUUUUUGCAGAUCGUCAUGGUGCAUUUGGUUG